AUGAACAUUUUUCGGACCAUAUUUGAAAGAAAUCUUUCACAGCUCGCUUUCAAAAGCGCCAGUUCCAGUGGAAGGGAUCGAACGAUGAAACUGACCCAUAUGUAUCAGUUAUCUCUAUCAUAUCAAAAUCCUGAAACUGGUGAGCGAAAAAUCUUCUCUCUAAAUCCGAUCUUACAGAAAUUUCCUUGGCAACUGCCAAGUAAGCAAAAAGAGAUGGUACUUACUUUCCCAGGUGCGAAUCGACAGCAUAUCUCCGUACCUGGUAUAUUGGUAAAUGAAGUUUUGAAAAAAUUCGACCCUCUUCCGUUAUUUCAAAUACCCUUACGGUUACCUCAACAGUCACCAAUGGUUGAGAUAUUCACCGGAGAACGUAUGUUAAAAAUUCGCAGGCAUAAGAUGAGAAAGCAUAAGCGUCGAAAGCGCUACGAUAGAGAUUAUUUUAAAUAUCAAAAAUAUCAUCGGCAGAAGAAGGCUAAAGCAGAAAAUUUGUUCCGGAAUCGUAUGCACAAAAUGCUGGAAGAUUAUAAAGCAUUUGAUCCUGAGAAGUAUAUCAAGGAUAUCAUAGCUUGUGCAAAGCAGGAUGUUACAAAAGACGUCUCACCGAGUGGUCGGCGAAAAUAUCCGCAUUGGUCUACACUAAUUACUUUGGAAGAGCUAUACGGAUUACCUCAAACAGAUUAUAUUGUCAAAGAAGCUGGAUUAGCAGAUGAUGAAGAUCGUGAUAAAAUUAGGCAAAUGAAAAAGGAAUACGAUGAAAAAUACCGUGGAUUUUUAACUCGAGCCAGCUGCAUUCAAGAGAACCAACAAAAAAAUUCCUUGGAUGAAACAAGGAUGCAAGAAAAGAAAAUAGUUGAUAGCAGUGAAAAUUUGGAGAAAACGACUCAAGGGAUUAAUAAGGCUGAUAACAGUGAUAAUCUGAAAAGUUGA
Brugia malayi is the source of this 927-nucleotide messenger RNA. RefSeq lists its product as uncharacterized. NCBI's taxonomy places the organism in Eukaryota, Metazoa, Nematoda, Chromadorea, Rhabditida, Onchocercidae. The record is from RefSeq and is a predicted model, not a curated record. Bases 1 to 927 code for a protein of 308 amino acids. The transcript is spliced from 6 exons.